Messenger RNA from Uloborus diversus, 1274 nucleotides. Its product is annotated as zinc finger protein 271-like. The record is from RefSeq and is a predicted model, not a curated record. NCBI's taxonomy places the organism in Eukaryota, Metazoa, Arthropoda, Arachnida, Araneae, Uloboridae. Bases 1 to 1248 code for a protein of 415 amino acids. Gene Ontology annotation, biological process: regulation of immune system process; regulation of cytokine production; negative regulation of transcription by RNA polymerase II. The transcript has a single exon.
AUGGCAUCUUACUUAAAUGUCUGUGCUGAGGAAAACCAGCGUCAUUCGUGUAAACUGUGUUUAUUGGACUUUGCUAAAGAUUCAGAAUUAGAGGAACACAUGAGAGUUCAUAGCAGUGAAAAUCCACAUUCGUCUGAAUGCUGUUCAAAGUCAUUCUCUGAAGCUACAAAUCUAAAACAGGAUCAUCGCGAAAAAUUACACUCGUGUGAACACUGUCCUAAGGUGUUUACUGAAGCGUCACGCCUGAGGCGACAUGUGAAAGUAAUCCAUGCCCCAAAAAAACCAUUUUCUUGUGAAUUGUGCUCAAAGUCAUUUCUUUUUGCUUCGGUUUUCAAACGACAUAUGAGCAGCCACACUGGGGAAAAGCCCUAUUCGUGUGAACAUUGCUCAAAGUCAUUUUCCACCUCUAACGCCUUAAAGACACAUUUGAGGGUCCAUACUGGCGAAAAACCGUUUGCAUGUGAGUGCUGUUCUCUGUCGUUUUCUCAACGUACGAGUUUGCUAACGCAUCUGAGAAUCCAUACCGGCGAGAAACCAUACUCGUGUGGGCAGUGCUCAAAGGCGUUUGCUCGACCUUCACAGUUAUAUCGACACAUGAACGUUCAUGAUCAAGUAAAGCAAUUUUCCUGUCAAUAUUGCUCCAGGUCAUUUUUCCAACUUUCGGUUCUCAAACGUCACGUGAGGUGUCAUACUGGCGAAAAACCCUACUCGUGUAAUUACUGCUCGAAGGCAUUUACUCAAUCUACAAGUUUGAGGAGACAUGUGAUGGUUCAUACUGGCGAGAGACCGUAUUCGUGUGAACAGUGCUCAAAGGCAUUUUAUGAUAGUUUUAAAUUGGAGGCACAUUUACGAGUGCAUACUGGCAAAAAACCGUAUUCGUGUGAACAGUGCUCAAAGGCGUUUGCUCAAGCUUCGUAUUUGAAGAGACAUAUGAACGUUCAUGAUCUAGAAAAACCAUUUUCCUGUCCCCAUUGUUGCAAGUCUUUUUCUGAUCUUUCAAGUCUCAACUCACACAUGAGGGUGCAUAAUGGUAUAAGACCCUACUCAUGUGCGUACUGUUCGAAGGCAUUUUCUCGACCUUCAUGUUUGAAGAGACAUGUGAUGGUUCAUACUGGCGAGAAGCCGUAUUCGUGUGAGAAGUGCUCAAAGGCAUUUUCUGAACGUUCAAAAUUGGAGGCACAUUUAAGAGUGCAUUCUGGCGAAAAACCGUAUUCGGCAAGAAACCCUUUUCGUGUGAACAAUGCUUAAAGGCGUUUUCUCAAGCUUCACAAUUG